AGCCUGGGCGCGAAGCGGUCUUCAGGUUUGGUCUCAGUUGCGCGGAAGUGAAACAACGCGGAGAUGGAGGUGAGCCAGGCGGCGUCUGGUACUGAUGGUGUCCGGGAACGGAGGGGCUCGUUCGAAGCUGGAAGAAGGAACCAAGAUGAGGUACCUCAGUCCGGGAUGAACGGGCUUCUGAAACACUCCUACUGGCUGGAUCUCUGGCUCUUCAUCCUUUUCGACCUGGCUUUGUUCGUCUUCGUGUACCUCUUGCCCUGACCGGUUUGCUGAGUCAAGAAUGGGGCUUCUGGUGUGAAUCUUGAAAACGACUAUAGACUCUUGAAUGAAGAGGACUUCAGCAGCAGACUUC
This is a messenger RNA of Mus musculus (house mouse), 352 nucleotides long. Its product is annotated as predicted gene 2036. Bases 64 to 261 code for a protein of 65 amino acids. The transcript has a single exon. The record is from RefSeq and is a predicted model, not a curated record. Lineage: Eukaryota; Metazoa; Chordata; Mammalia; Rodentia; Muridae.